This is a messenger RNA of Anneissia japonica, 2765 nucleotides long. Its product is annotated as eukaryotic translation initiation factor 3 subunit A-like. Gene Ontology annotation, molecular function: mRNA binding. Lineage: Eukaryota; Metazoa; Echinodermata; Crinoidea; Comatulida; Comatulidae. The record is from RefSeq and is a predicted model, not a curated record. Gene Ontology annotation, cellular component: endoplasmic reticulum; nuclear outer membrane-endoplasmic reticulum membrane network; ribonucleoprotein complex. Gene Ontology annotation, biological process: intracellular mRNA localization. The transcript is spliced from 11 exons. The coding region runs from base 232 to 2085 and encodes 617 amino acids.
UUCAACAAAACAAUGAUCAUUUGGCCAUGGCCUAGACUCUAGACUGCCUAGAUCCUGAUCACAAAGUUGCUGAUGACGGUGGAGAAGGCUGCGUAGCCAUCUGUUUGCUUUGCUAUGCCCGCUGUCAAGAAAGGACCAUAUCCGCUUUGGAAUUUUAAUGCUAAUUAUUUCUGUUGCUUUAUAUUUUGAUUGUUCAGCCAUUGAUGUAAAGUGUGCCAAAUUACGUUUAAUAUGGCAGAAAGUGUUACACCUAAGGAUGACAGGGUAGAAGAAGAUGUGAGGAAGAAGAUUCACCCUCCAAGUAAGAAGCUUUAUGAUCAACAGAUUGAAGGUCUCGUUCAGAAGAUAUCGACUUUAGAGACCAAGCUUAAAUCUUUGAAGACACAAUCUUCCGACAACCUUAGCCCGACAGGCACUUUAGAACGGGACUCACACUUUCUGAAGACGUUACGAGAAGACAAAGAAAAUAAAAUUAAAGAGAGGAAGAAGAUUGAAGAGGAGCUCAAAGUUAUAAGUAAUACUAUUAGUAUAAAGAAAGAUGUGUUAUCCAAAAAGCAGGCAAGGCUACCAGCGAAAUCUGUUGAUAAACUUGAAUCCAUGAUUAAGAGGUUGGAAUAUCAACUGGAACACACCCACUUUAACCUAAGGGAAGAAACUAGAAUGGUGAAAGAGAUUGACAGUCACAAACGAUCCAUGAAACAUCUAAGGGAAUGCCUUGGAGAAAAGGAAGAGCUUGAUAUAGAAGUAGCCAAGAAGAAUAGAUUAAGAGCACAGAGAGAUAAACUAUUUAAGGAGAUAAGUGGUUUGAGGUCAGAGGAAGACAAAGUGAGGAGACAACUAAAGGAAGUGCGUAGCCAAGCAAGUAUAGAAUGGAGUAACUUAAAGAAAGAAAUUGAUGACCUCUAUAAUCAAAAGCGUAGAAUUACAGCAACUUAUCAGGCUGAAUAUCGUCAGUUCCAUGAACGCCGUGCAAUGUAUCGAGAACAAAAUGAACGUCAAAAAGUGAUGCAAAGGGAAGCUAAAGAGCGGGAAUUGAAACAAAAGAUGAAAGAGCAUAUACCAGAUCCGUAUGCUUACAAGCAGAGACAGAUUAACACACUGAUGACCUACCUGCAGAGACAUUCAUAUACCCAAGAUGCAAGUUCCCACAAUGCCUCACUCGGUCAAGACAGAAGCUCAUCCCUCCUACAGUCAAUUCAAGACGGAGCAAGUGCUAGCCACAUACCAGCCGGUACAUCUCUUUCCUCGUCAUCAUCUUUUAAUGAAGAUCGCGGACACGUCCUUCAGCGUAAGAAGAAUGAGGAAGAUGAAUGGAUGUUUGCCGGAAACUUAUCUCGUAAUAAGAAGAAGCGAAACAGGAAAACCUCAUGGAUGAAUAAAGUUAUCAGUCAUCCACCAGACAUCUUUCCACUGUUUUCUGAACUAGGACUGACAGCGCCCUCGUCGGUUGGGGAUGUAGCUGAAGUUGUCAGCCAACUUCAAAAAGCUAAGCUUCAUUAUGAGCAAUGCUCCAAGAGGCAAAGGUCGGACACAGGAAACACUGGAAUUGACUCAGGCACAGCAUCAAGCUCGGAGUGUUACUCUCCGAGUGUUACAGAUAUCAUACCAAACUUCAAAGCCCAUGGAAAGAAAUCAAAGACAGAUGUGACAGGUGACACACUCCUGAACGAUGAGGAUGAUGAAAAUGAUAGUGUUUUCGACGAACCCGCUGAUGACGAAGAUCCUUUCCAACUAGGAGGUAGCUGCAUUCCGCCAAGUGUAAAACCGAGGGACGAGAAACCUAUCCUGAAAUUGAAAAUUGGCACAACGAAUCACAGUUUUGAGAGUAGCAUGUCACUGCCCAAGCAAAAUCAAGGCCAGAGCUUAAUUGAAGAUAAUGGUGCGGUAGUUACUUACCAAAAUAUCAGUUCUAACAGCGAGGAGCUUACCCCACUGCCAGAUGUCAAAGUGCCUGACCUCAUGACCUCCUUAAGUAGUUUAAGCAUGUCUGAUAUAUGUGAAAGUGAGCAGAUGAAUAUAGAGAAAAUUGAGCCAGUCGUGUCCGAUGUACAAGAGUUACAUGUUGUAGGAGAAGGUUCAUUAUGAUGAGAAUCUUCACUGUGAUGCUGUUCACCAAUUUCAAUUAUAUGUUUUAUCUGUUAUCAUGCAAGUUUUGUGUGUGAGUCCCAGUGUCCAAGAGUAAUUGGCAUUUCUGCGAUUAUUUAUGUUAAUGAGUCUGUUGUUUCUAAAUCUUGAUAGUUUUCCAUUAUUUUUGCUGCAUUAUUAUGAUGUCAAUUACAGCUAUGGUUUAAUUUUGUUUAUUUUUGUAUAGUAGAAUUUAUAAACUAAUUAUUAUAUAUGUUAUUUUAUUCAUUGUUUUUGUUAUUAUUAUUAGAAUAAUUUCAUGGUGUUUCCAUGAAGCAAUAAUGUUUAAUUUCAAAAGCUUGUAAUGAUAACCCAUCAAAGCUUGCUUGUUUUGCCGGUAUAUUGUGUCCAACUAGUACUUUGUUCUAGGGUGUUGACGAAGGUUACAACAAUGUUAUAGUGUUGUAAUUGUUAUUAUUAUUAUUAUUAUUAUUAUUAUUAUUAUUAUUAUUAUUAUUGUUAUUGUUAUUAUUAUUAUAAUCAUUAUUAUGGUCAUGAGGCCAAAAAAGCCUAUGUUGCCUAUGCCUGGCCGACCAAAAAAUCUAUUAUCGGUUUUUUUGCCAGAGAAGAGCACAAAUUACAUGUAUGAGGUUUCAAAAGACCUCUUUUAAAGCUUUAAUCAAUAAAUUUGAUACCUUUAA